Molecule: messenger RNA, 423 nt
Organism: Pseudozyma flocculosa PF-1
Lineage: Eukaryota; Fungi; Basidiomycota; Ustilaginomycetes; Ustilaginales; Ustilaginaceae
Exons: 2
Coding region: 1-423 (140 amino acids)
Biological process (GO): vacuolar proton-transporting V-type ATPase complex assembly
Cellular component (GO): endoplasmic reticulum membrane
Source: RefSeq, a predicted model, not a curated record
AUGUCGGCACCAUCCUCAUCCGAUCCACGGCCCCCCGUCGAGCCGCCAUCCGCGGCUGAGGGCGCGGGCGCCAGCAUCGAUGAGGCAGGGCAGGGACAAGGGGGAACGGUGAUGGACGCCAUCUUCGCCUCGCUCUUCCAGCCGGGCCUCAACACGACGACGCAGCGCAUCAUGAACUUUUCCUUCUACGGCCUCUUUGUCUCGCUCCUCGCGCUCCUCUUCCUCUCGAGCGGCAACCCGCACGUCAUCGCCCUGCUCGUCCUCAGCGUCGGUCUCUAUGCCGGCGUCAACUGGUUCCUGCACGAGCUCGAGAAUCUACCGCCGAGUGCGCUCAAGAUCCAAGAGAUGCCGCAGGACAGCAAGGAGGCGAAGGCAGAGGGGACUACGGCGACGAUAUCCAGCCGGGAGAAGAAGGACCUCUGA